Messenger RNA from Cyprinodon tularosa, 3143 nucleotides. Its product is annotated as protein Dok-7-like. Lineage: Eukaryota; Metazoa; Chordata; Actinopteri; Cyprinodontiformes; Cyprinodontidae. Gene Ontology annotation, molecular function: protein kinase binding. Bases 113 to 2215 code for a protein of 700 amino acids. Gene Ontology annotation, biological process: neuromuscular junction development; positive regulation of protein tyrosine kinase activity. The transcript has 11 exons. The record is from RefSeq and is a predicted model, not a curated record.
GUCUGGACCCUGGGCUGGAAAGGCUAUUUUGAAAAGUAGCCCCCUCUUUUUCUCACUCUCUCUUGGACAGAAACACACAUGCACACACAGCUGCUCGAAACCAUGGUAGAAGAUGACGGAUACAGUUAUCGCAGAGGGUCAAGUCAAGUUUAGAGAUGGAAAAAAGUGGAAGACUCGAUGGGUUGUUCUUCAGAAGCCCUCCCCAGUCGCAGACUGCUUGACUUUACUUGUGUGUAAAGAGAAGAAGAAAGGGAAAAGCAACGGACACAAGGAGAGGCUCAAUGUAACACUGGAGGGGAUUUGUGGUGUAGAGCCAGGGCCUGGGUACGAUGGUGUACCCUACACUCUGUCCAUCCUCUGCCAGGCAAGAACACUCAUCCUGGGCUUUAGAAACAGAGACGCAAUGCUGGCCUGGGAUGCCAGGAUCCGCUACAGCUUAGGCGAAGUCCACAGAUUCCUUGUCAGUGUGGAACCAGGCACCCAGCUGGAUAGUGGUCCUGCCAACCUUCAUCUUUGCAACAACCAGUUGGUCCUCAGCAGAGGCCUGCCUCCGGUUGUUAUCGGUUACUGGCUGCUUUCGGCGCUGCGUCGUUAUGGAGCUGUACCAAAUGGCUUUGUGUUUGAAGGAGGGACACGCUGUGGAAUCUGGGCCGGUGUUUUCUUCCUAUCAUGUUCAGAAGGGGAGCAGAUCAGCUUCUUGUUUGAUUGCAUUGUUCGUGGAAUCACCCCCAGCCGGGCCUUGUAUGGCGUACCACCUAACCAGCCAGCAGAUCCAGAUGCAGACCCUGCAUCAGCAGAGAAACGCAUCAGUCAGGAGACGUCUGACCUGGAGAAGAGGCUCAGCAUGUUGUCUCAGUGCAGUCUGGCCAGUAGCUCAUCCUCCACCUAUAGCUGCAGCACUUCUGUUGCCGGGGACGACCACAGCUUCUCCAGCUCCUCAUCCAGUCAGUCAGAUGCAAGUUAUGGAGGCCGGUUUCCGUUUUGGGUGGAGCCAUUGGCCCGAUUGCAUCUUUCCAAUGAGAUGGCAUCAAGUUCCUCCACACUGAAGGCUUUGACCCGGUCAGAUGACAGAUUGUAUGGGGCUUUAAGGGAGGGCUUAGUGGGCCGUCAAUCUUCGAUGCAGUCCCAGCCUCGUGGGCUCAAUGACUGCGACCGGCAGACCUCUUUAGACAGUGGGAUUGGAAUAGCGGCAGGCAGUCAGUCGUCUUAUUCAGGGAGCUAUUCCUCAUGCAAUGGGAGUCUGGACAUGGCCAGUCAAGCAGGAGGAGAAGAUCGUGAUGGUGCAGCCGUCCCUCCUACUCUAUUCAAUCCCCCGUUUUCACCUCCAUCUACACCACCUGCCUCACCUUUUCAGCUCCUGAUUACUCAGGAGCACAACUGCCAAUCCAGAUGUGCCUCCCAAACAUCUCGCAAGCGCAGUGAGGAGUACCAGAUCCCAGACCUACUCAGACGGUGGUACGAUACACCCAGGAGUCUCCUCCAGGCCCUGACUCUUAGGGAGCCGUCUGCUAAGAAAGGCACAACAGACCUGGGCAGCAACACCAGCACAGAUAGAGGCUGUAGUCAGGAACAGAUGUUAAGGAACGGCCCCAGAAACCGCAGGGCUCAGUGUCAGCUGAUGAUGCAGGGCUCACUCUCCUGGGGCAGUGAGCGGGCGCCCCCUGUGGACAGUGAGGGAAGGUCCACACCCACGGCUCAGGCAGCCCCUGCUGGCUCUGGAAAACAGCAGUUGACCGACUCCUGUACAAAAGAGAAACUCUGGGGUAGUGAGGAUGUUGUUAAACUCAAAGAUCAGAGGAGGAUGCUGUCAUGUUCACCACCCUCAGUUCCCCCUCCGCCUCCUCCUCUAACGCUGGGUUCUCUCAGAACAUCGUCAGCAUUUUCUUUCAUCCCAUCUGUUCAAGAAUCUCAUCGGUCUCCAUCCUCUGACCUUCACACAGAUUAUAGUUAUAACUACGUUAGAAUCCCAAACUCUGCCCUUGAACACACGACCAAAGAGCUGAAACUACACAGCUCCACUCAUCAGUCUGGUCCAUACGAAGCUGAGAGACAUGGCGUCCUGCAGCUCUACAGACACAAGGAUGACUCCAUCAGGUACGCCCACCUCGACGUUGCUCCCAUGGAAACGGCUCAAAGUGUGGGGGUGGAGCAUGUUCAGGGCAGAGAGGACAGGCUGACUCAGCUGGAGAGCAGGUGGCGGGGGCCACCAAGCUGACUCUGCCACGCCAAACUCCAAAAGCACUUCAGAGCAGUUUCCUACUGCAGCUUCCCUCCCGUCCCCUCCUCCGAAUGAGCAAGAAAAGCUGCCUGCAAUCGGCCAUUUGAACCUCUGCUGUAAUCAAACACACCCACAGGUUCUCCAGCGUGCUGUCAUUUCCACAAGCAAUCCAUUCCACUGCAAGUAUGAUAGUGUGUGGGUCGUCUUUAUGCUGCUGCUAUCUUGUUAAAUGUAAUUUGUUUAUUAAUUAGUGUUUGUCUUGGACAGAAUGCACUUAUAACUGUGUUUUUACAUGACUGGUGCUUCAGUAAAAACUGACUUGAUUAGGAAGGAAUGGCACCAAAGUCAUGGUUGAUUUAGACAACAAACAGCUGUUUGGAAAUUAUUUAGACAUUUACAAACAGCCAUUGUUUGGGUUUGUAGCAAGAUGUGAUCUCAAGAUCAACCCCCCUAUGUUUAGUGAAACCAACAGUUGAGUGUAAUAGUCCCAUCUCAUAGAGCUAUAAUUCCACAUCAAAGCAGCAAAGCGCUCUGUUGAAAUAAGCGGCUUAGAGUUGGAUCUCCAUUGCAAAUGACAUUAAUCUGAGCCCGUGUGGGCUGAGCAGGACACAGCCGAGUUAUCAGCCGGCCGCUGACAUUAUUCAUCUUAGAAAUCAAUGCUUCUGCUGCAGCGGCUCUCUGAGGGAAGGCGCCAACGAUGGAAAAGGACAAUUUGAGCUCCAGCUUCUAAAAUUUCAAACAUCAUUAGACAAACUUUAAGCUAUUUAAUAUUUUACAGCUUCAGUUUUCUACCUAAUGUAUCUGAGGAAGAGAAGACAAGAAAACAAGUCAUGAAAAUGUAACACUAUACCAAUUAUAUGCUGUUAAUAUUUUUUUUUUUACUGUAAUGCAUGUAAAUAACGAAUUCACUUUAUCAAAAAAAAAA